Molecule: messenger RNA, 2601 nt
Organism: Phaethon lepturus (White-tailed tropicbird)
Lineage: Eukaryota; Metazoa; Chordata; Aves; Phaethontiformes; Phaethontidae
Gene: TPP2
Product: tripeptidyl peptidase II
Exons: 20
Biological process (GO): proteolysis
Cellular component (GO): cytosol
Molecular function (GO): tripeptidyl-peptidase activity; serine-type endopeptidase activity
Source: RefSeq, a predicted model, not a curated record
AUGAUAGAAGCAAUAAAAUACAAAUGUGAUCUUGUCAACUAUAGCUACGGAGAGGCAACACAUUGGCCAAAUUCUGGGAGAAUUUGUGAAGUAAUUAAUGAAGCAGUGUGGAAACACAACGUAAUCUAUGUUUCAAGUGCAGGAAAUAAUGGCCCUUGCCUUUCUACAGUAGGAUGUCCUGGUGGAACUACAUCUAGUGUAAUAGGUGUUGGUGCCUAUGUAUCACCUGACAUGAUGGUUGCUGAAUACUCUUUAAGAGAGAAACUGCCAGCAAAUCAAUACACUUGGUCAUCCAGGGGGCCUAGCACUGAUGGAGCCCUUGGAGUAAGUAUCAGUGCCCCAGGAGGUGCUAUUGCUUCUGUUCCAAACUGGACUCUGCGAGGAACACAACUCAUGAAUGGCACAUCCAUGUCUUCUCCCAAUGCAUGUGGAGGCAUUGCAUUAGUAUUGUCAGGACUCAAAGCUAAUGAUGUUCAUUACACUGUUCAUUCUGUCCGAAGAGCUUUAGAAAAUACUGCGGUGAAAGCUGAAAACAUAGAAGUAUUUGCACAAGGACAUGGUAUUAUUCAGGUUGAUAAAGCCUAUGACUACCUCGUUCAGAAUUCAUCAUUCACAGGUAACAUAGGCUUUACGGUUACUGUUGGCAGCAACCGUGGAAUCUACCUCAGAGAUCCUGCCCAGAUAGCUGCACCUUCUGAUCAUGGGGUUGGCAUAGAACCUGUCUUUCCUGAAAAUACAGAAAACACUGAAAGAAUAUCUCUCCAGCUUCAUUUAGCUUUAACUUCAAAUGCACCGUGGGUCCAGUGUCCUAGUCAUUUAGAGCUUAUGAACCAGUGUCGACACAUAAAUAUUCGUGUGGAUCCACGUGGCCUGAGGGAAGGACUACAUUUUACAGAGGUGUGUGGAUAUGACAUAGCAACACCUAAUGCAGGCCCUCUGUUCAGAGUCCCAGUAACUGUUGUUAUACCAACAAGAGUAGAUGAAUCAUCAAGCUAUGACCUGACAUAUACAGAUGUUCAUUUUAAACCUGGUCAAAUCCGAAGGCACUUCAUUGAUGUCCCACAGGGAGCUACAUGGGCUGAAGUGACAGUAUGUUCAUGUUCAGCUGAUGUGACUGCCAAGUUUGUGCUUCAUGCCGUUCAGCUAGUGAAACAAAAAGCAUAUAGAAGUCAUGAGUUCUACAAAUUUUCAUCCUUACCAGAAAAAGGAUCAGUGACUGAAGCAUUUCCUGUCUUAGCUGGAAAAACCAUUGAAUUUUGUGUUGCUCGGUGGUGGGCAAGCCUUAGCGAUGUUAGCAUUAACUACACAAUUUCUUUCCAUGGUGUACUUUGUGCUACUCCUCAGCUGAACAUGCAUGCUUCAGAAGGCAUCGUACGAUUUGAUGUUCAAUCGUUGUUGAAGUAUGAAGAUAUUGCUCCAUGUAUAAAUCUGAAAAGCUGGGUUCAAACGCUCAGACCAGUGAGUACAAAAAUAAAACCUUUGGGCUCCAGAGAUAUUUUACCAAAUAAUCGUCAACUGUAUGAGAUGAUUUUGACCUAUAACUUCCAUCAGCCUAAGAGUGGAGAAGUAACUCCAAGCUGCCCACUUCUUUGUGAAUUGUUGUACGAAUCUGAAUUUGAUAGUCAACUGUGGAUUAUUUUUGACCAGAACAAAAGACAGAUGGGUUCAGGAGAUGCCUAUCCACACCAGUAUUCUGUGAAACUGGAAAAAGGAGAUUACACUAUUCGGUUACAAAUUCGUCAUGAACAGAACAGUGAGCUGGAUCGCAUCAAAGACCUUCCAUUUAUUGUUUCUCACAGGUUGUCUAGUACCUUGAGCUUAGAUAUUUAUGAAAACCAUAGCCUUGCUCUCUUAGGGAAGAAGAAAUCGAACAGUUUGACAUUACCACCAAAACACAGUCAGCCAUUCUUUGUUACAUCUCUGCCUGAUGACAAAGUACCUAAAGGAGCAGGACCAGGAUGUUACCUUGCAGGAGCUCUUACACUGUCUAAAACAGAACUUGGAAAGAAAGCUGAUGUCCUUACUGUUCACUAUCAUCUGAUACCAUCACCAUCAAAGAGUAAAAAUGGCAGCAAAGAAAAAGAAAGAGAACAGGAAAAAGAAAAAGAUGUAAAAGAAGAAUUUGCUGAAGCUUUAAGAGAUCUAAAAAUACAGUGGAUGACCAAGCUGGAUACCACUGACAUGUAUAAUGAGUUGAAAGAAGCAUUUCCUAAUCAUCUUCCAUUGUAUGUUGCAAGACUUCAUCAGCUGGAUUCUGAAAAGGAACGAAUGAAAAGGCUUGAUGAAAUUGUUGAAGCUGCAAAUACCGUAAUCUCUCAUAUUGAUCAGACAGCAUUAGCAGUGUAUUUUGCCAUGAAGACUGAUCCCAGGCCUGAUGCAACUACUAUAAAAAAUGAAAUGGAAAAACAGAAGACUACUUUAGUGGAUGCACUUUGUCGAAAAGGAAGUGCACUGGCUGACCAGCUUCUUCAUCUGCAGGCCCAAGAAGGGGCUGCUUCCAGUGAUGCAGAAGGCAAAGAUGAGGAUCAUGAGAGCUGCUCAGAAGCUUUGACAGAGACAUUCUGGGAAACCACAAAAUGGACUGAUCUUUUUGACAGCAAG